AUGUCGGCUCUGGAGGAUCAACUGAAGGCUACAUUCAAGCUCUUCGUCGCUGCCCAGAAUGUAGCUGCUCAUCGAGAUUUCGACCGAGGAAAGAGGGACGAGCAAGCCAUGACUAUGGCCGAGCUGAACAGGACCUAUGGGGAGAAGGCCAAGGUGGAGGAGGAGCUAGAGCUCGUGCGAGUUAACUGCAGAGAAGCGUGGCCUAGGCGCAGAGUUGUCCGAGUCUCAGAAGGAGCUGGCAUUACAGUGUUCUACUUUGCCAAGGAAGAGCCAGAUUGUAGGUUUGUUCCACUAUUCCCUGAAGCAUUUGUGCCAGUGAGAGUCCCCUUUCAGAAGGUUUCCGGGCAAAAAUUUCGUCAGCCCUCAGGAACAGGCAUUGAUUUAGGUUUCUUUGAGUUGGAUGAUCUUUCAAAACCAUCACCCGGAGAAGAUGUAUUUCCGCUUGUAAUAUCUGCUGAAACAUUUCCACCUCAUUCAACAGAUGAGCAUAUUGUUGAGGCUACCCCAGAUACAUCCCCUCGUAUGCAGAUUACUCAAGCUGUACUAGAAAAGAACAAUGGUGACCAUUUCCAAGUGAGAGUAAUUAGGCAGAUACUGUGGAUUGAUGAAGUUCGUUAUGAGCUACGUGAGAUAUAUGGAAUAGCAAGCUCGACAGUGGAAGGCUUUGAUGACAAUGACCCUGGGAAGGAGUGUGUGAUAUGCAUGACUGAACCUAAGGACACUGCUGUGCUACCUUGUCGACAUAUGUGUAUGUGCAGCGAUUGUGCAAAAGAGUUGACGCUUCAAUCCAAUAAAUGCCCUAUCUGCCGUCAACCCAUUCAGGAACUCAUUGGGAUCGAGAUAAAUAAAAGUCGUCAAUGAAGAUACUUUUUUUCUCCAUACUAUGUGGAUUGUGGUAUGGCUAUUGACUUCUUUUAUGUGUGCUUUCACCUGUUGUAUAAAUGCAUUUUUGUUUUGUAUAUUGUAAUUGAUGCGAUGUUUUCUAA
Molecule: messenger RNA, 986 nt
Organism: Prunus avium (sweet cherry)
Lineage: Eukaryota; Viridiplantae; Streptophyta; Magnoliopsida; Rosales; Rosaceae
Source: RefSeq, a predicted model, not a curated record